AUGGAAGAAAAUGAUGCUUUAAUAAAAUCAUCUGAACCAUAACAUACACGAAAUGUUAUAUAGGCUCUAAUAAAUGAGUACAAAAUUAUGUAUGCUGGAUUAUAAAAUCAGUGCUAUUUUAUGUUAAACUUAGAGAAUACCUUGAUUAUUGCUUUAUAAAAGGAGCUUCUGGAUAAACAGUACCAUUAGCUCUACUAUUACCUGUUGGUCUUCUCUUAGGUAGUGUGAACAUAUUGUCAAAAGCUACAACCAAUAUUAUUGAAGGUAGAUACUGAUGUCAAAUUUAGGUGAUUAUAUACUGACCAAUUUGGUUUAAGUGAUUCUCCAAAUCUGUGGACUUUGCAUUGUUCUAUAUUUAUUACUUAAAGCUUGUGAAGUGAUACCAAAAAAGAUUCAAAAUCCAUUACUUUUUGGGAGAGUAACAACAUAUAUUUUUAUGUGUCUACUCAUUACAAUGGGAAUUUUAGUUGUUGAAAGAAUAGUUGAUGGAUAGGCAAGAACUUAUCAUACUUCUUAAUUCUGGGUUGUCUUUGCCUUAAUAAUAUGGUAAAAAAUCUUGGUGUUAUUUAUAUACGAUUUUAAGGUUAGAUUUGCAGCAUUUUUAUUUUUAUAUACUUAUUACGCAUUUAGAGUAUCAGGUUAAGAAUUUAGAUGGAUCUAUAAUCUAUUAAAAGCAUCAGUUUAUAUUAUUUUAGAAUUAGUAAUGGUUAUCGAUAAAGAAUUAAAGAAUUAUGCUGAUUAUUAAUUGGAAAAUAAUGUAUUUUAUAAAAUUGAAACUUAGAUUCACACUAAAUAAGUGAUUCAAGAAGUAGUUCCUCCAAUGAGAAUGUUUUAAUAACAAUUCCUUCUUGAAUCCUAUCUGAAGGUAUUCCCAGUUGUUAUAUUUGAUUAAACCAAAGAAAUACUGAAUAUUUCAUCUGAAACUUUGAAAUUAUUAGGUCAAAAUGAUAUAUUUUAAGCUGAAAAACAAUUAAGAAAAUUGGAAAUCAUAGAGGUCUUUAAUAGAAAGGAAUAAGUAUCAACUAAAGAAUUGACUGUUAAAUUGACUAGAUAAGCUAAAUUUGGAUCUACUUGUGGAGUAAAUGAAAAAGGAGAUUUAUUACAUUCUUUAAUUAAUGGUCCAGCCUUACAACAAUUGAGAUAAUAGUAAUAAGUUGAUUAGCCAAGAUUAUAAACUUAGGGAUAGUUAGAAUAGCUAUUAAAUGAACUAGUAAAAGGGGAUCAAGAAUAUUUAAAAGGUUUAUUAAUGUUAAAAUUGAGUAAGGAAAAGUAAUACUAUUUUUCAUUUCAUUUGAUUCGCAAUAAUAAGAUUUAUCUAUUUUUGGAUGAUGUUUCUGAAAUAGUUAAAUUAUAAAUGAAAACAAAGGAUGAAAAUUAUGAGAUCAAAGAUGUUAAAGAUAUUAAUAUCUUAUUAUCUGAGAUUCGUUAAAUUUCAACAAUUAAGAGCUGUCCUAUCUUAACAAAAAUAUAAAAUAUUGAAAUAAAAUCUUGUUAUUUAGAAUAGAAUUAAUUGAGAAUAAAUUAUGAUAACAUUAACUUCGAUCAAAUGGUAAUCAAUUUGUAAGAAUAUUAUAAUUAACGAAUUCCAACAAUAAAAUAUUAAUUUAGAAAUCUAGUCAAAUUGAACACUAAUUUCUUUACAGAUGAAGAACGUCUUCGAUAGAUUAUUGAUAUAUUAAUGGAAAAUAGUAUAGAAUAAACAAAGGAUGGAUUUAUUGGUAUAACAAUUGAAAAUGAUGCUAGACCAAAUUGCAUUCAAAUAUCUAUACAAGAUACAGGUAAAGGGAUUAAUCUAGAUGAACUUAAGGAUGAAUCGAGUACUAAACUUUCUGGUCUCUUUAUAGCCAAUUAUUUGACUAAAAUAUUGGGAGUUUCAUUUUUUAAUAAAAAGAUUAAUGGACAUAUAGCAAAUAAAGGAUUGAGAAUUAUCACAACAUAAGAAUAUGGCACCAAAAUUUCAUUUACUGUCAGAAAUAUGAUAUAUGAUCAGAAUAAUGUUUAAUUUCUUCUUGAUGAGAAUUUAGAUGAAGAUGAUUAAAAUCAAGAUGAAAUUAUUGAGAGAUACAUAGUUGAAGAUUAAACUCAAUAUUUGAAUAGAUUUAAAAAGUAUUAAUAUUAUAUAUACUUAGACCUAUUAAAUAUAUUGUAAUGAAAAAUGAAGAGAAAAAAGUAGUUUAAGUACUAGAAGACAGAAUAAUUAAAAGACCUCAAUUAAAAGGCAUGAUGAAACUAUAGGAAUCAGGAAGAUUGAAAUCUCUAACUACUCAAAUGGAAUAAAUAUAAUUCCCUUAAGAAAAAUGUAAGUGUGAAAAUAAAUUAAUAAUAAAUAGUGAUUAUUAAUUUACAUCCAUUUUGAGAGAUUUUAAUUUCUAAAUUGUUAAUGAAUUUGAAGCUUUGAAAAUAAUUAAUAUAAAAUUAAAAGAGAAUCCAUGUAUAUAAAAAGUAUGUAUGGCAUUCAAUAAAAUUUACAUUAAUAGUUCAAAUCCAAAAGUCAAUUAUGAUGAGUAAUAUUCUUAAUUACUUUUAUUUUAGUUUGAUAAAGAAGUUGCUUCUAUUGAAUAAACAAUUAAAUAUCAUAGUCCUUUCAUAUCAUCCUUGGGGAGAAAUACAACCAAACAUAACAUAUUAUUAAAUGCCAAUUAAAUUAGAUAUUAUAUUUAAGUGA
Messenger RNA from Paramecium pentaurelia, 2665 nucleotides. The record is from the annotation of a GenBank genome assembly. NCBI's taxonomy places the organism in Eukaryota, Ciliophora, Oligohymenophorea, Peniculida, Parameciidae.